Messenger RNA from Bicyclus anynana (squinting bush brown), 867 nucleotides. RefSeq names its product pro-resilin. The transcript is spliced from 7 exons. Lineage: Eukaryota; Metazoa; Arthropoda; Insecta; Lepidoptera; Nymphalidae. The coding region runs from base 191 to 802 and encodes 203 amino acids. The record is from RefSeq and is a predicted model, not a curated record. Gene Ontology annotation, cellular component: extracellular matrix.
CAACCGCGCCGUUCGUUCCGGUGGUGCAGUUAACUUGUGCUUAACUAUUUAACUGUGGAUAUUAACUUUGAACUAUACACACGAUAUAGCAAAAGAAGCAAGAAAGAUAAAAAAGUUAGUUCAAAGUUACCAAUACAGAGAUUUCAUUCGUUUUAACUUUUGGUGUCCUAAAACAUAUCUACCUCAUCAAAUGGAUUAUUUUAGGGUUUUGAGUAUUCUAUCACUGAGCGUGGUACCACUGGUGUGCGGGGAGCCCCCCGUCCAAGGUUACCACUACCAGCCAAAUAGUUACAACCACAAUGCUUUCAACAGGCCCUCUGAUACAUAUCUACCACCUAAAACCGGUUUAGCGCUCCCUAGCAGCUACCUACCACCGAACUCCUUCACAACCCCGGGACAGUAUGACAACGGCCAGUCCCACCACCAAGCAAGUCACCAUCACCACCAUGGAAAUGAAAAUGAAGUUCCAAAGUCGUACGAGUUCGGUUAUUCGGUGAAAGACGCGCAGUCCGGCAACGAUUACGAUCGGCGUGAGAUGUCGGAUGGCAACGUGGUGCGCGGCGAGUACCGCGUGCAGCUGCCGGAUGGGAGGACGCAGAUAGUGACAUACCACGCGGACUGGCAGACCGGCUUUCAUGCGAAUGUGCGGUAUGAGGGACAGGCGAGAUAUCCCGACACUCAUAAUAAUAACCAAGGGUAUAAUUACAAUGCACCACAGUUUACCGGAUCCAUAAACGGAUUGAAUUCCCCGGGGACCAGCUACAAACCUUCCACGGCGUAUGGACCACCGGGAUAUCAAUAACCUUUAUCUUAAGUAAUUUAACAAAUAAAAAUAUUUUUACUAAUUAUAUUUCAUUUAAUAUAUUU